UUCUGCGGUAUGCUUUAAAUAUCACUAAAAAUAAAAGGAAAGUACUGUAGGCUUAUGAUAAGCAGUAUAGUUCGAUCAUCUCAAACGCAACAUUGGCUGGCAUUCUGCCAAAACACAUAGACUCGUCCAAAAGAUGCGUUAUUACUUACUGAGACGUGAAAGGUUGCGUGAACACCUUCGGAGAAAGAGAAUUUAUAUGCUGAAAGGAAAGAAAGUCCCCAUCUUUCCACCCUAUUUUCAAAAUAACUCCGUCCGAAUGACGCAUGCGUGUUUGCGCUCAUGGUCACGGAUGAGGCGGUCAUAAAACACGAACUAUUGUCAUAAAACACGAACUUCAUGAAUUGUUCUUUAAAGAUUCAGAAUGUAAUGCUGUUAGUUUCUCGUAUGUUCAUGAAUGUUUCCUCUCUUUUCAGAACGCCCACCCUCCGAAGCCACCUUCACCGGCGAGGAAUAUCUUCAUUUCGACGUCCGGGGAAGCGGAGGCGAACCACUGGUCAGUUGGAGUGAUAAGGUCUCCUUGCAAUUCCGGAGUCGGCAGUCGGCCGGCCUCCUUUUCUUUACAGCAGACCUGGGCCCUCACACGAUCGGAAGCGAAUACUUCCUGCACGUGGCCCUGGAGAAGGGUGGAAUUGCCGUCCACACCAAACUGGGCUCAGGACACGUCGAAAAGAUUGUUCGUCCCUCGAAAGUUCGAUUCGAUGACAACCAGUGGCAUAAGAUAGUUAUCCAUCGGAAGGUUAGAGAGAUAACAAGGGCAACCGGAUUCUGUCAUCUAUCUGUGACGAUCGAUGGAGUAUAUACAGAACGAGGUUUGACGACUGGGUCCUUUUCGAUGCUGUCCAGCAGCGUUAUCUACGUCGGAGGGGCUGCACCUACCACCGCUGCCCAACUCUUGCCUGCUUCCCGUAUUCCCAACUUUGUUGGAUGUGUCCGAAAGGUGGAAUUUGUUGCAGAUAGCGUUUCCUUGGACCUCUUAUCCCUCGCCAAAUCUCAAAGCAAGCUGCUGCGUUACCAUGGUGAUGUCCAAUUCUUCUGCCAAGAAAUGGAAGCGGCAGAUCCCAUUACUUUCACAACUCGUGAGUCCUUCCUGGCGUUGCCCACAUGGGAAGGAAGCAAAACGGGGACCAUUGCUUUCCGCUUCCGUACCAAUGAGGCGACGGGUCUACUCAUGUACAACGGUGGACCGGGCGAUGUGUUUGCCUUAGAGCUUCUGGAUGGACACGUCUAUUUAGUCCUGGGUCUCGGAUCUGGGAUAGCUAAGGUAAAGGCCUCAGGGAAAAGGUGUGAUGACGGUCAGUGGCACACCGUCACCCUUCGUCGAACUGGGAAGACGGGCAGGAUAGCAGUGGACGAAGCGGCAUACGAUUUCACUACCCCAGACAUGGAACCUUCCUUUAUGUGGAAGUUAGAAACUAUCGGCAUUGCAGAUGAUGCCCAAAGCAUUUCCAGGUUCGCAGAAGAUCAAGCAGCGAAAGAGCAGUUUCUUAGGGGCCUUCGCAGAACCGGAGAUGGUAGAUAUUGCGUGAGUUUACCUUGGACUCUAAAAUUCCUCCUGAUAUUCCCUUUAACUGGCAUAUUGCAGAAAGAGGGCUCUUUGCUACUACGAGAAAAUUGA
Stegodyphus dumicola is the source of this 1615-nucleotide messenger RNA. Its product is annotated as neurexin 1-like. NCBI's taxonomy places the organism in Eukaryota, Metazoa, Arthropoda, Arachnida, Araneae, Eresidae. The record is from RefSeq and is a predicted model, not a curated record.